Molecule: messenger RNA, 1231 nt
Organism: Planococcus citri (citrus mealybug)
Lineage: Eukaryota; Metazoa; Arthropoda; Insecta; Hemiptera; Pseudococcidae
Exons: 7
Coding region: 364-1068 (234 amino acids)
Molecular function (GO): ATP binding; RNA binding; RNA helicase activity
Source: RefSeq, a predicted model, not a curated record
CACUAGGUUUGUUCGUUUUUAACCAGGUUUCUUACCCGGGUAAGGUUAAAUCCAGAGACCUGUUAUAGGUCUUUGGUUAAAUCAGGGGUAAAAAGUGGAGAGCGGAGUAAGGAGAGUAAGGAAAGUGUAGACCCGGUUAGACGGAGUAAUAAAAACGAACAAACCUACUAAUUGUUUGCAGUUUUAUCAUCGAUGACCGAACUGAGUUCACCUAUCCGAAUUUUCUGAUUAUCCCGAUUAGGUGAUGCGGUUAAUGUGGUUUGAUGUUUGAUGGCCGAAUUUUCCAAGUUAUUCCUUUUCGUAUUCUCUACGGUUUUUUUUUCAUUGAAACCAAUUCAAAACUGAACAAUACAUUCUUUCAUCAUGUCAAUUAAAAGCGAAUCGAUGGAUCUAACAACCGAAACGAAGCAUUACAAUGGCCCUGCUGAGAGUGCUGACAUGGAAGUUGAAGAUUCCAUCCAAUCAGACUGGAAUGAAGCAGUGGAUAGUUUCGAUAAGAUGGAACUCAAGCCAGAAUUGCUCCAUGGUAUGUACGCAUGUGGUUUCCAGAAACCUUCUGCUUUUCAACAGCGAGCGAUUAUUCCAUGUAUAAAAGGACAUGAUGUAAUAGCUCAAAUUCAGUCAGGAAUGGAAAGAAAGGCUACGUUUUUGAUUUCAAUUUUGCAACGAAUUGAUCAUACAAAGAAGGAAAUACAGGCUCUAAUCCUAACGCCUACUCGGAAAUUGGCGAAACUAACUCAAAAAAUACUUAUGGGUUUGAGUAAAUUCAUGGAGAAUUGCAAAUGCCAUGUUUCAAUUAGAGGUAGAAGUAUAAUGCAGUACGUAAAAGUUCGCCUUGCAGCAGGCCGAGGCCCUCAAGUGGUCGUAGGAACUCCCGUCCGUGUCUAUAAUAUAAUUGCUGGUAACAAAUCGUUGAGUCGCAAAACCAACAAAAAUUAUGCCCGCGGAGUAGGACUUGGUGUUCGUUUUGAUCAUAAAGCUGUUGUAAUCAACUUCGUGACGCCUGACGAUAAAAGUUCGUUGAGUGAUAUUGAACAGUUCUACAACAUUCAAAUUGCGGAGAUGUAGAAAACUAAGGAAAAUUUGUCAACUAAUAAGUAUGUACUUUGUUGUUUGAAUGUGCAUAGGUAAAAUGCAAAAAAAUUGAUAUUAUAAUAAUUUUUCUAUGUCGUGAACCAUUUUAUUUUAUAUUUUCUUAUAUGUGCAUUAAAUUUUUGUUCAAAACGUUUAA